GAGCUCGAACAGAUGGCGAAGGAGCAAGAUAAAGAGUCGGAGAAACAAGCCUUGCUGCGGGAAGUGGAAAACCAUAAGAAGCAAAUGCUCAGCAAUCAGGCAGCUUGGAGAAAGGCAAAUCUAGCUUGUAAAAUUGCCAUCGACAACUCUGAGAAAGACCAGCUGCUGCAGGGAAGGGACUCCUUAAGACAAAGGAAGACUACAAAGGAAAGUCUGGCAGAGAGUGCAAGUAACAUCACAGAGAGUCUGAUGGGCAUUAGCAGGAUGAUGUCACAGCAAGUCCAGCAGAGUGAGGAGACCGUGCAAACCCUAGCCAAUUCUUCACGAACCAUCCUGGAAGCAAAUGAAGAAUUUAAGUCCAUGUCUGGGACCAUUCAGCUGGGGCGGAAGCUAAUCACCAAGUACAAUCGCAGGGAGCUGACGGACAAGCUGCUCAUCUUCCUCGCCCUCGCCUUAUUCCUGGCCACGGUGCUCUAUAUUUUGAAGAAAAGACUCUUCCCAUUUUUGUAAAAUUCCAAAGCUAAACUGAAUCAUGACAAAAGAUCACAAAGAGAGAACAUAACAACGAUAGGCUUUUAAAUUAAAAACAAAAAGGGAUAUUGCAAUAGCCGAAAGAGCGUUAGAGCAGGCGUGACUUUAUACUGUCCCCAUGGAGCAUGCGACCUGCCUAAGAACAGCUUAAAUGGACACAAGUUGG
This is a messenger RNA of Nestor notabilis (Kea), 697 nucleotides long. It is a transcript of the gene BNIP1, whose product is annotated as BCL2/adenovirus E1B 19kDa interacting protein 1. The record is from RefSeq and is a predicted model, not a curated record. Gene Ontology annotation, biological process: retrograde vesicle-mediated transport, Golgi to endoplasmic reticulum. Gene Ontology annotation, cellular component: endoplasmic reticulum; SNARE complex. NCBI's taxonomy places the organism in Eukaryota, Metazoa, Chordata, Aves, Psittaciformes, Psittacidae. Gene Ontology annotation, molecular function: SNAP receptor activity. The annotation marks the transcript as partial. The transcript has 4 exons.